Molecule: messenger RNA, 609 nt
Organism: Saxophila tyrrhenica
Lineage: Eukaryota; Fungi; Ascomycota; Dothideomycetes; Mycosphaerellales; Extremaceae
Exons: 3
Coding region: 1-609 (202 amino acids)
Source: RefSeq, a predicted model, not a curated record
AUGUUUGCCGCCGCAGUCAACUUUGCAGCAGUCCUGCUCUCCCUCGUGUCUGGCGCAAUUGCUUCAUCUGCCAAUCUCGUCGAACGUCAGAGCACGGCCUACGUCGUUAAUGGAGACUUCAGCGAGCCUUUGCUGGGAACUUGGGAGGUGAUACCAGAAGGUGCAGUCAACGACGGUAUCGUAACUCGCACCAAGAACCACAGAAACACCGUCGUACCAUUCUCUGUCCCUGGCGACUGCAGCGUAGACAGUGUGCCUUCCUACGAGCUCCCGGGCACCAUCGCCAACGUCAAGCCUGGUUACCGCUAUCGAGUUUCUUGGGACUACCUCUUCUCAGAGCACUGGCAGUACGCCUUCUGGCGAUUCUCGGCACAACCGACGGGAGGGCAUGGUCUCAGAGGUCUCGAUUACACACGCACCGUAAAGAAGAACGAAUGGUACACCUUCACUGGUGGUUUCAAGAUCAAGGCGGAUCGUCCGAAGGUGUUGAACCCGACUAAUGUGACUCUCAUCAUUGGGUAUUGGAAGUGCUCGAGUGUUGGGCCGAAUGGUUUUUCGGGAGAUGUGCCGAUUGACAAUGUUCGGGUCAGGGAAUCAUCACCUGUUUGA